AUGUCUCUCAGUCCCAAGCACACUACACCGUUUUCCGUGACCGACAUCCUCAGUCCCAUCGAAGAAACUUACAAGAAGACUACGAUAGAGGCAGCCAUCCCACCCUUGGCCACGGCCUACCGUAACCCCCAGCAUCACCCCCAGAUGGGCAGUAUGAGCAGCAUGAGUGUCCCCGUUACCAACCCUUAUCACAACUACGUCCCACAGUUAUCUCAUCAUACUCCAAGUUUCCCGUCUCAGUAUUGCAAUGGAUCAGAACUUUCUCAUUACGGCGACCCAGUGCGUCACUCUACCACUAGUUGGUAUGGAGCGAACACCGAUCCCCGAUUUGCCAGCUAUGCUGCGGUUUCCCGUUUGAUGGGUCCCAGCUCGUGCGCCAUGAACCCUAUGGGGACCAGCAUGAACCACGUGAGCAUGUCUCUCAGUGGCAUGGACCAAGCAAAGAUGCACGGGAUGCAGUUCCCCCUCACCCAAAGGAGGAAACGACGGGUGUUGUUUUCACAAGCUCAGGUGUACGAACUAGAACGGAGAUUCAAGCAGCAAAAAUACCUCUCGGCACCGGAGAGAGAACACCUGGCUAGCAUGAUUAACCUCACUCCGACACAGGUGAAAAUCUGGUUUCAGAACCACAGGUAUAAGUGUAAGCGCCAGCAGAAGGACAAGGAAAAGAUGGACACAAGUCACUCUUCUAGCGGCUCCAGUACCCAAAGCAGCCAGCAGUCGCAGCAGCAAAGUCAACAACAACAACAAAGUCAGAGUCAGCAAAAUGGAUCGCUACAACCCUCACCAAGACGGGUGGCCGUACCGGUGCUGGUGAAGGACGGGAAACCGUGUACGGGAUCCGGGGGGUCUGAGGGUCAGAGUGGAUCCGCACCACCGGCCCACCAUCAAUCUAACAGCCAGGUACAACAGCAGAACUCUGCCAGCCUUCAUCAGCAAACGCAUGUGUCUCAGGGAUCUAGCCAGUCCCAUCACGGGUCCUCUUCACGAUCUCUUCAUCAAGUGAACAGUUUAAAUUCUAGCGGAGUUCUCGGAACUCACGUGACAAAUUCGGCCACUCAAAAUUCUCUGAAUAACCACGGACUGACCGCGGCCAGUCUGGGCUACACGGCCGUCAGUGUCAAUGGCUCCGGCAUGGCAUCUUCACCAUACUUACUCAACGGAAGAACAUGGUAACACAGUUUUAAUCGUAAAAAAAUGUUUAUUUUUUUUCCUUGAAAUUUCUUGAAUACUUACGCAAUUUGUUUUAUUUUCCUUUUUUUUCCUUUUCGUCUCUUGCUCUCUCUUUCACUGUAGUUGUUGUCCGCCUUGCCAAUUGUCGCGUGUAGUCAUUUUGUUCAGCAUAGGGAUUGAUUUACACCUCAAACCGCCUGUAUAUUCUCAUCGUAUAGCACCUGACCAAAAGCCACCAUAAAAUGUUGGGAAUAUAUAUGAAUGCUAUAAAACCAUGCUAUAAAAUAGCAAACUCCUGGUCCAGCCUGCACGUACAAAUUUGUUUAGCUGUAAUAAAAUGUGAGAAACCUCAGAUAAAGUUUCGCAUUUACGUCGAAAAUUUACAACUGGUUGUCAGACAGCAGACGAAAGUGGGGGGAUAUGCUAUGAUUUAUUCCGUUCGAAAAAUUUAAACAAAUGUUUUUAUCUGUCAGCUUUUUGCCGUUUUGUCAAGGACUAAAAAGCUGAACUGAUGGCGGGUGUCUGUUCGAUGAACUUAAUGUGCUUUAGGUGGGUGGUAUCAUAGUCAAACAAAUUUAAAAGUAAAAGUGUUUUUGACUAUACAAUAUUUCAAAAUACAUGUAUCUCCGUAUAUUGCGUCUGUGACAGAGCAGACAUCGAUCAAAUGGUACAGUUUUUGACCAGCCUCGGCUGAUAACAGUGUAUGUUAUAUGUGUGUGAUAUACACGUCACAGUUUGAGUCACACACACACGUUAUCAAAAUGACUGCGUGCAAUCUUAUCAAUGACAUAUCAAUGUUAUCACAACCUGAUAUAUGCAUAUCAGACACCAUUGCGUAUAUGUAUUAUAUUUUGUUCUAUUUAUUUUCCACGGGUCGAUGCAGCUCUGUAUAUGUGCAUGGUGAUCCUAUCCAAAGAGAAUAGGUUUUAUACACUUCUUACCUCAUGACCAUUCUUUCUGGGAAAAAGCAGAAACUUACUGUCCAAGAAGAAUCUUGGAACGGACAUCGAAAGGGCAACAUUGUGCUGUUAUUAUCAAAAACACCGUGUUGAGCAUUUCCCUGUGGUUUAAGGAUGAGAGAAUAUAGGAGGUAUAUAGGGAAAGCGACAUUCCCCGUUGUGCGCUCCAAAUGACUGCCCUUCAUGCGACAGCGCUAGAGUAAAGCAGCAUGUUGUUAAUGACUUAAUCAGUGUUCAUGUAUGUUGAAUGUGGUGUUCAAAGUAUAGUGUUCGAAGGAUCAGUGCAAGACUGCCUGCAGAUACUGACUGUGUAGGGAGAAAAUGGAUAUUUCACACUGUGGUUGACGACGUUUUGAAACGGGCUCGUGAAUUAUAAACGAUUUUUGUUUCAUAUACCUGGAGACUCAGUGGCGAAUUGUAAUAAUGUCAUUGUAAAUCUGAAUUUUUGUCAUAUUUUACAUUAAAUGUAAAUCAGGUCACUUUUUUUUUCAAUUUUGUCUUGUGAAUAUAUCGACGCCCUACGAAUAAAAUGC
This is a messenger RNA of Liolophura sinensis, 2665 nucleotides long. RefSeq names its product homeobox protein Nkx-2.1-like. The record is from RefSeq and is a predicted model, not a curated record. Gene Ontology annotation, biological process: cell differentiation; regulation of transcription by RNA polymerase II. Bases 1 to 1176 code for a protein of 391 amino acids. Lineage: Eukaryota; Metazoa; Mollusca; Polyplacophora; Chitonida; Chitonidae. Gene Ontology annotation, molecular function: DNA-binding transcription factor activity, RNA polymerase II-specific; RNA polymerase II cis-regulatory region sequence-specific DNA binding. The transcript is spliced from 2 exons. Gene Ontology annotation, cellular component: nucleus.